This is a messenger RNA of Prunus mume (Japanese apricot), 2682 nucleotides long. RefSeq names its product ARF GAP-like zinc finger-containing protein ZIGA4 (gene ZIGA4). NCBI's taxonomy places the organism in Eukaryota, Viridiplantae, Streptophyta, Magnoliopsida, Rosales, Rosaceae. Gene Ontology annotation, molecular function: GTPase activator activity. The record is from RefSeq and is a predicted model, not a curated record.
GCUGGAGUUGCUCUUACAAGUUCCCGAUUUAUACAGUACACCGUUACCUGUAUAUGUGGUUGUUUGAACUCUCUUAACUUUCCUUGUUUUUUUAUUUAUUUUUCAUAAUUAACAUACGAUGCCACUAAAAAGCAAAAACUAAUUUCGUAAAGGAAAGGGACAGAGCGCGCUUGCUGUGCAGUCGAAGCUGAUUCAGAUUCCGGAGUCCGUUCCCCUCUCUCCAAAUUCAAAAACCCCAUCAAAAUAAACCAACCCUAAAGCCUCUCUCUAGGGAGAAAGAGGGAGAGACGGAGGAGGAGACAAGGGUAGAGCACAUUCCCAAUCCCCUCCGGUUCGUUCUUCCUUUUCUUCUGCUUCUUCUAGGGUUUCAUUUGCUUUCAGAAAUGGCAACUAGAAAAGAGGAAGAGCGAAACGAGAAAAUCAUACGAGGCCUGAUGAAGCUUCCUCCUAAUCGAAGAUGCAUAAACUGCAAUAGCCUGGGUCCUCAGUAUGUCUGCACGAAUUUCUGGACAUUCGUUUGCAUUACUUGCAGCGGCAUACAUCGUGAAUUUACUCAUCGUGUGAAGUCGGUAUCCAUGUCUAAGUUUACGUCACAAGAAGUUGAGGCACUUCAGAAUGGUGGUAACCAGCGUGCGAGGGAAAUUUAUUUGAUGGAUUGGGACCUUCAAAGGCAGCGAUUGCCAGACAACAGUAAGGUUGAUAAAAUCCGUGAGUUCAUAAGAAGUGUAUAUGUGGAUAGAAAAUAUGCUGGAGGAAGGACCUCUGAAAAGCCUCCAAGAGAUAUGCAGAACCAUAGAAUUCAUGAAGACGAGACAAGACGCGCUAGUUCUUAUCAUUCUUAUUCUCAGAGUCCACCUUAUGAUUAUCAGUAUGAAGAUCGACGGUAUGGGAAACAAGCUGCUGUGCUUACCAGGAAGCCUGGUUCUGAUCGAGGUCGAUAUGAUGGAAACAUGUCUAGUUUUGUUUACAGUGCUGGCCGAUUAAGUGAACAAAUGUAUGAAGACAGGUUUGCGAAUGAGGGCUCUGGUUCGAGAGUUUCAGAUUUUUCUGUCUCAAGUGGAGGUGAUGCAUCUAGAUCUGGAAUACAGUCUCCUAAUUUUCAGAAGGAGAUUGGAUCCAGCAGCCCUUCUUUUCCACCUGCAUUGGAUAAUCUAACUGAAGUAAGCUGCCAAGCGAAAAAUGUAUUUUUGGAGGCCAAUUCCAAGAGAGAUGCAGCGGGGAUAACAUGUCCGCAGAGAACUGCAUCCUCCGGAAGUUUCGGUUCAGCGGGUAGCUAUUCCAUGCCUGCUCUUGAACCGGAACAAGCCCCUGGAAUCUUCCAGGAUGAAUCGAUUUCUUUAACGGGAUCAUCUCUUUUUGGAAGUACUGAUAGCUUGGAUCUUUUCAAGGCCCCGGUUAAACCAAAAAUAUCUUCUGCAGCUCUGUCCAUUGAUUUGUUUCACUUACCAGCACCAUCUUCAUCUCUAUCCAUAGAUUUGUUUCAGCCGCCUGUAUCAUGUUCAGAUUCAUCUGUGAAUGUAGGCGAACGUCCUAAACUUUUCUCACCUACGUCCUUGGAGUUAUUUGCUGAUUUUCCUCAGCAGCAGUCCACAGCAAACUUGGCUAAACAAGUACCCAAUUCUUUCCAUGAAAGUGAAGGAUGGGCAACAUUUGAUACACCUCAGCCAUCGGCUUCUGUUCCAGGCACUGAAAAUAUUACCCCAGAAAAUAUAGCUUCCAAUGGUGGAGGUUCUAUUGGAAAGUUUGAUCUAUUCUCCCCAUCAAAUACAAGCAUGCAAUGGCCAUCAUUUCAAUAUUCUAGCAUUCAUGGACCUUCAGAUAUUUUGCACAAUGUCACAGCUCCCAAUACCACAAGCACUCAGUCAUGGAGUGCUUUUGAAGAUUCUAUUGUACACCUUCCAUUGGAGGACACUAAGAAGGGUAGCGAACCAGGAGCAACAGAUAAGCUUUUGUCAGCUGGUGACCGCUAUUUGGGAUUCAGAAUUUCUGAGGACUCUAGUGAAGAUGGGAUUCAGAGAGCUGUCUCCCAAGGUGAACCCCAUGAUCCUGGUCUGCCUUCACAUGUUGUCUUGGGGCAAUCAUAUACUCCACAAGGGCUUCCUCAAAUGUCACAGGGAGAAAUUAAGUCAGAUGCCACUGACCACAAAUCUAAUAACCCAUUUGAUCUUCCUUAUGAUACAGAUCUGGAUCCGAAUAAUGUGUUUUUGGACAUGAGUUCCUUACAAGCUUCUCUCCCAAAUGCCCAGUUGCAAUCCCCUUUCCUUGGUGGUGUAUCUCAGGCAUGGUUACCCCAAAAUACAGUGUCUGGGAUGUCGUAUCCAGCUGCAGCAGAAGGUGGAUUGACAUACAUGCCAGGGCAAGCACAUAGCUCUCAGAUUCCGAAUGUCCCGACACAGGGACCUGUCGCGUCCAUUGGAGGAAAUCCUUUUGCAUAGGAUUGUAGAGGCCAGAAUAAACAUCAUUUUCAGUUGGUUGUAGAACUUUGUCGUUCACAUUUUACAUGUCUUUUUAAUCAAUAAAUAGGAUGGACGUUUCUUGUGGUAUCAUUUGUGGAAAGACGGUAUCAACAGGGACCUGUCUGCAUCCACUCAUUCAAAUUUCAGUAUUUGGUUUGGAAAGACGAUAAUCCAAAAACUGGUAGGUCCCUUGUUUGGACGUUAAUAGUGAAUGAUUGUUCCCUUU